AAUCAGCCAUUUCAGUUUUUGCUACAGAACAGAGAACAGCUAUCUCGUGCCUCGUGUAAUAAAAUAAAAUAAUUAUUUUAUCACAGUAAAAGUAUUAAUUGUACUCAUAAACUAAUUAAAGUGCUUAAGUUAAUAAAAGUGUCUAAUUGUUUUAAUUUAUAGACAAUCAAAAUUUUAAUCACAAACAAUUUUUUUGUUUACUGAUUUUUUAUUCCCGAGCGAAUAAAGGAACGCAACUGAUAAAUAGGUUAGAAAAAAAUAAUUUCAAGAUGAUGAUGGAUUAUUUUGUGACCAAUAGUGCCCUGGCAGCAGCACCCAUGGGGAUUCAGAGUACAGCAGGUGCUGUACCUGUAAGAAACGAUAAAGGUGAAGUUUCAAUGAAAAAAGUAAAAGUACACAGAUAUGUUUCUGGUAAAAGACCCGAUUACGCACCAGCUGCAAGCUCCGACGAAGAGUCUGAAGAUGACGAUUUUUUGGAAAAAUGUGCCAAGCCAAUUGACCCUGACGUAAGUAAAACUACUGCUGAUUACAAAUCAUUAACAUCAAGAGCAUACGAUGAACAAGACCCACGUUUGAGACGACUGACUCGUCUUGUUCGUAAAUCAGAUGACGAACCAGCAACAAUUAAUGAACGACACCGGCAUAUCCACGAGCCAGAGAUAAUUGAAACAGAAAUAAAAAAUGCCCGUGAAAAAAUAAAAUUAGAAAGUUCUGAUUCUUCGGACGAUGAAGAAUUGUCUGAUACUGAGAUCGAGCGACGUCGUGAAGCACUGAAAUUACGAGUGCUGUCGAAAAAGGAUACUGAAGAGGAGAUAAUAAAAGACGAAGAAGAAAAGUCCGAUUCAAGUUCUGCUGAAAGUUCCGAGUAUGAGGAAUACACAGAUUCAGAGGAGGAAUGCGGACCUAGAUUGAAACCGGUAUUUGUUAUGAAGGAAGACAGAAUUACUACGGCGGAACACGAAAAAGAGGCAUUCAAACAGCAGCAGAUGGAGGUCGAGAGUAAAAAAAUGGCUGAUGAAAGAAAGCGACAGACAUUGAGAAUGGUUGAAGAAGCUAUUCGUAAAGAAACUCAAGGAGGUAAAACGACAGACAGUAAGGAGAGCAAGUUGGAGGAUGUCUGUACAGAUGAUGAAAAUGAUGAAGUUGAAUACGAGGCUUGGAAGUUGAGGGAACUGAAGAGAAUAAAACGGGAUCGCGAAGAACGUGAAGCUACUGAGAAAGAACGACUCGAAAUCGAGAGAAUUAGAAACCUGACUGAGGAAGAACGCCGGCAAGAAGCUAAACUUAAUCCAAAAGUUAUCACGAAUAAAGCUGCGAAAGGAAAAUACAAAUUUUUACAAAAAUACUAUCAUCGCGGUGCGUUUUAUCUUGAUAGAGAUGAAGGCAUAUUGGCACGUGACUCCUCUGGUGCGACACUUGAAGAUCACUUCGACAAAUCUAUCUUACCAAAAGUUAUGCAAGUUAAGAACUUUGGAAGAAGCGGUAGAACGAAGUACACUCACUUAGUGGAUCAAGAUACGACACAAUUUGACUCGCCUUGGACAUCCGAGACCGCUCAAAAUCUCAAGUUCCACAACAAUCAGUCUGCUGGAAUGAAGCAAAUGUUUGAAAAACCCUCGUUCAAAAAACGAAAAAUUGACAAUUAACUACUAAUACAUUAUUAUUAAAUUUAUUAUUAACGGAAUUAUUAUAUAACGAAUAUAUAUAACGAAAUAAAUUAUAUUAAUCCUUAUAAUUAACUAUUAAUACAUUUUCAAAAUAAAAUAAUAGUAAUUAAAAUAAUUAUAACUAUUACACUAGUACCGCAAAGUAAUUGAUGUAAAUAUUUGU
Molecule: messenger RNA, 1830 nt
Organism: Microplitis mediator
Lineage: Eukaryota; Metazoa; Arthropoda; Insecta; Hymenoptera; Braconidae
Product: microfibrillar-associated protein 1-like
Exons: 1
Coding region: 270-1646 (458 amino acids)
Biological process (GO): mRNA splicing, via spliceosome
Cellular component (GO): U2-type spliceosomal complex
Molecular function (GO): RNA binding
Source: RefSeq, a predicted model, not a curated record